AAUAAAUCCCCGGUUUCCACCGACUAUCGCCUGCCUUCUGCCCAUCUGCCUAUCUGCCUGCCCGUGCGAUCACCCGCUUUACCAGGGGGGUUCUGUUAUUAAUCACUUGAACAGCGCAAAGACGUCUGUCUGCAGUCCCCUACAAUGUGCAGGGAGGUCUCAGCAGUCCUCUGUACCCUCCUUCUCUUCCAUCUUUUCACCAAGGAGGAGAGCUUCUUCAUGAAUAGUCUUUGGUGAAUCAGAGCCUGGGGUGAUCUGCCUUUGUUGGGGGGAUUGCCCCCAAACCAUCCACGUGCACUAGCAAGGAGCAAUAAUAUCAUUGAUAAACCACCCUCAUCACCUUUUUGACCACCACUGGCAAGGACUGCAGAGACAGCAUUGGAGAAGAAUGACAGGGGAAAGGAGUGAGUGCUGAAUGCUGACAUCCAAAUCUUCUGCUGUCACUCUGGGAUUCCCUACUGUAUCAUUUCGCUGGCCUUCCUCUUCCUGCUGAUGUCUUUUAUGGCUUGAGAAAGAUUCCCGGUCUCCAUCGCAGGUGGAGCUAAACGCUUAGUCUGCACAGUUUACUGGAAACUCUGUGAAAGUAGGCAUAGAUGGUCACCAGUUUUGGUGACCUGAUGUAUCCUGCAGCUUGGAGAAGUGACGGACGCCAUAUUUAAGUAGAGUGAGAGGAGUUUGCUUGGUCAGCAGGUGGCUGUGGACCCACAGGAAACCAUGCCGGAGAUGGAGGCUCUACCACGAGCUCUGCGGCGCCCAUGGCGCCGGUCCCACCCCGCCCAUAUCCAGAGGAACAUCCUAGAGGACCAGGUGGAGCUCUGGUGGUUCAGAGAGCCCCGCAAGUCAUUGCUGUGCUACUGCCUGUCGGUGGGCCUGAUUCUGGGCUGUGGUUUGGGUGGGGUGGGCCUGCUGUCCAGCACUACCAGCCCAGCUGGGGAGUGGCGCCUGGGUGCAGGGACAGCACUCUGCCUGCUAUCCCUGGCCGUGCUCCUGAAGCAGCUGCUAAGCAGUGCUGUACAGGACAUGAACUGUGUGCGAAGUUGGCGUCGGAUCGAGCUCCUGAAAAGCGGCGGCCUGUCAGAUGUCCUGGUGGUGCUGCUCACUGGUCUGGCACUUCUCAUCUGUGGCCUGGUGUUGCUCCACCUGGCCCUGGCUAGCGGGUUCAGCCACGCCCAGCUGCACCACAACGAUAUGUUCCUGUCUGGGGUGGUACUGCUGGUCUUGGGGGGGGUCACUGUGCUGGCUGUAGCUGGAUACUACUUAGCAGCCUCACUCCUGAGGAGGCAGAUGUCCAGGCAGAGGCUACAGGGCAGGGCUCCCCGGGUCUUCACCAUCUCUGGCCAAAUGAGAGAAAGACAGCAGGCGACCACCUCCAGCAUGGCCAACCUCAUCUGAAGGACACUUCCACACUGACAGGUCAAAGGGAGUCUGAGCAACAUCAAUCAGCCUGGUUCCUGAAUCUUUACAGGUUGCACGCAUUCCUAACUGGGGAUUAAACAAGUAGGGGAUACUUAGCAUGUUAUAAGUAAGGGGGGUGGUAAUGAGACAGCAUCUUCACCCCCAGCUUCAUCUUUAUUUUAUACAAUGAUGUGUCUACAAAGACCAUUAAAUAGUCUUCAGUGCUGGCAUUUUGCUGUCUUGUCGCCUACUUCCAUCCAUCCAUCCAUUAUCCUACUGGGUCGCGGGGGGUCCGGAGCCUAUCCCGGAAGUAAUGGGCACGAGGCAGAGAACAACCCAGGAUGGGGGGCCAGCCCAUUGCAGGGCACACUCACACACCAUUCACUCUCACACGCACACCUACGGGCAAUUUAGCAACUCCAAUUAGCCUCAGCAUGUCUUUGGACUGCGGGGGGAAACCGGAGUACCCGGAGGAAACCCCACGACGACAUGGGGAGAACAUGCAAACUCCACACACAUGUAACCCAGGCGGAGACUCAAACCCAGGUCCCAGAGGUCUGAGGCAACAGUGCUAACCACUGCACCACCAUGCCGCCCCUUGUCGCCUGCUUAAUACUUCAAAUCAAAAUGAAAGAGUACAGAAACACAGCCUGCAGGUGCCCACUGUGUAAUUCCUACAACAGAAUGUAGGCUGUUUAGCAAAAAGCUGUCAUCUGCCACUCGCCUCCAGAAGCCGUGCUUUCUUGCCUGAAUCCCGUCUCUGUCAGGUCAGCUGGAAUGAUGGCCUCUUCAGGGUAAUCCACUUGAGUCACGCAGACAGUCGAUGGGAGAGCGAGUCUGUACUGGGGAACACUGCCACCUCCCCCCCCCGCUACAUUUCAACAGUGUAUUCAUUGUCCAAGAGUCAGCUGUUGGUUCCUAACAGAACAAUGGGUGGUUCAGGGUCCACUGUGACAUUCCACUGGGCAUCUUAAACGCAACAAGCCAUAACGAAUGGAAUACCCACAAACAAAACAGCGCCAUGCUGCAUGUACGAGCACUCAGAGAACAUAUGAAACUGUGCCACUUAAUGUACAUGUAUGUCAAUGCCACAUGAGACAUUGCGAAUAAAUCCAUGCAUUCCUUGCAUGCAAUCUCAGUAGAAUGCAUCUAGAAGCUACCAGAUCUCAUGGUAUGUUAACUGAGGUAUGCAGUUGAUAUAACAUGUGACUUUAUUCUGUCCAAAUCAACCGGAAAAAUUUUCUUUAAUCUGCGGACAUUCACCUCUCAUAAAUACAUCUUUGAUUGCAUCCCAAUUUAGAUCCUAACAUAACAGUCUGAUCAAGUCUUUGAAUCCUGAAACGUUUAACUAAAACAUAUUAAGAAUUUGCUGUGAAAACAAAAACUAUUGUUUCAGAACAAGUAAAAACAGAAGGUCUAAAAAUAGAGACCCAUGUUAGUAGAACUGAUUAUAAUAAUGGUAUAAGAUACGAUUACUUAGUCAUAAGUAUAGAUCAGAGGUCGGCAACAUUUUUAAAGCAAAAAGCUUUAUCCUAAAUGUCUGACCCAAGAUUUAGAAAGAGUCCCAAUGGGUAUAAAAGAGGGUUUGAGAUACGAUUUUUAUGUGAUACCAGUACAUAUGCAUUUAAUAAUGGUAUAAGACUUGUUUACAUUCCCAUUUUACCAUAAUUAAGGAAUUCAGA
Molecule: messenger RNA, 3077 nt
Organism: Brienomyrus brachyistius
Lineage: Eukaryota; Metazoa; Chordata; Actinopteri; Osteoglossiformes; Mormyridae
Gene: tmem125b
Product: transmembrane protein 125b
Exons: 3
Coding region: 715-1392 (225 amino acids)
Source: RefSeq, a predicted model, not a curated record